Messenger RNA from Penicillium canariense, 1149 nucleotides. RefSeq names its product zinc-binding alcohol dehydrogenase family protein. The record is from RefSeq and is a predicted model, not a curated record. Bases 1 to 1149 code for a protein of 382 amino acids. The transcript has 2 exons. Gene Ontology annotation, molecular function: oxidoreductase activity, acting on NAD(P)H. Lineage: Eukaryota; Fungi; Ascomycota; Eurotiomycetes; Eurotiales; Aspergillaceae.
AUGACUCCCAAAGACCAAGCAGCUUGGAUUCCCUCGAAAGGUGCAGUGCACUUGCAAGUCGGCGACGCACCCUACAUAACCCCCGGUCCUGGCCAAGUAGUGAUCAAGAAUGGUGCAGUCGGCAUUAACCCCUUUGACUGGGUACUACAAUAUCAGGGCUCUAUUCUUGCGUCCCAUCUCAAGUACCCCAUGGUACUCGGAAUAGAUGUUGCUGGCACCGUCCUUGAUGUCGGCCCUGGCGUGACACGCUUCAAGCUCGGUGACAGGGUAGCUGGCUGCGCUGUUUCUAUUGCGAAAGAAUCCGGCAAUGCGAAGCUGUACACCGUGUUACGCGAGUAUAUGGUCGCCCCGAUUCCCGACCAUAUCACCGAUGAGCAGGCCGCUGUCCUUGGGCUCGGGAUCGGCACAGCGGCCUAUGGUCUCUUUCAUGAAGAUUAUCUCGGCCUCGAUCUCCCCCAGGUACCGCCGCCGCCUAAUCCACAACCUGGGGAACAUAUUCCCCGCGCUAUUAUUAUCACGGGUGGUGCGUCAAGCGUUGGCAGUUGCGCUAUUCAACUCGCCGUUGCAGCUGGCUACGAAGUUAUAUCAACAUCGUCGCCAAGGAACUUUGCCUUCGUCAAAAGUCUCGGCGCUUCUCACGUCUUCGACUACAAUAGCAAGACACUUGUCGCAGAUCUUGUGUCUGCGCUUGAAGGCCGGGAGCUAGUCGGCGCAUAUACCGUUGGAGAAAACGCAGAUGAGGUCUGCGCUUCUGUCAUGACACAGCGGCUCGCUAAGGCGCCCGAGCUGCCGACGGGGAGAUUCAUCGCCUUGGCGGGUGGUGCGUGGAGGGAACCCGACUCGAUUCGAGGACUGUUCGGGACUUACAGAUUGAUGGGUGGGAUGUUUUCCAUGAUGGGCAAGAAUGCCAUAAAAAAGCUGCGGACGGGCAUUGAGAUCAAGUUCAUAAUGAUUGCGGGGCUGGUUGAUCCCGAAAGUUGUGUGUCUCAAGUGUAUAUGAAUUUCCUGGGGCCAGCACUGGCUAAGAAGCAGUUUGUACCGGCACCGGAGCCGCAUGUUGUCGGACGGGGACUGGACAAGAUCAACGAGGCCUUGGAACUCAAUCAGAAGGGGGUUUCGGCUAAGAAGAUUGUCGUCUCGUUGCCUUAG